Messenger RNA from Eublepharis macularius, 1180 nucleotides. RefSeq names its product claudin 25 (gene CLDN25). The record is from RefSeq and is a predicted model, not a curated record. Gene Ontology annotation, biological process: cell adhesion; bicellular tight junction assembly. The transcript has a single exon. Gene Ontology annotation, cellular component: plasma membrane; bicellular tight junction. NCBI's taxonomy places the organism in Eukaryota, Metazoa, Chordata, Lepidosauria, Squamata, Eublepharidae. Bases 107 to 796 code for a protein of 229 amino acids. Gene Ontology annotation, molecular function: structural molecule activity.
CAAAGUGGCUUCAUUGAUACCUACAGCACAUUCAUGCUCCCCUGCUGCUUCUAAGCAAAGCCUCAAGGAACGAGUUGUGCCGUUGACUCCCUCCAGGGCACUGAACAUGGCGUGGCCCCCUAGCACCAAAGCUCAGCUGGGUGGACUCUUCCUUGCGUUCUUUGGCUGGGUCUCCUCUUGUGUUACAACCAUUGUGCCUCUCUGGAAGAACUUGAACCUGGACUUAAAUGAGCUCGAAGUGUGGAACAUGGGCCUUUGGCACGCUUGCGUCAUUCAAGAUGAGGGUGCUGCAGUAUGCAAAGCCUACGACUCUCUGCUCGCCCUGCCCGUGUUGUUUAUGCUAGCUAGGAUAUUAAUGGUUACUGCCAACGGCCUGGGAUUGCUUGCCUUCCCUCUCUCUCUUUGGGGGUUGAACUGCCUGAAGACGAGGAAUGAAAACAUGGGACUGAAAAGACGGCUUGCAGCGGCUGGGGGAAUCUUCUUCUGCCUCUCUGGAAUAGCCACUCUGGUGCCAGUCUCUUGGGUUGCCUACAACACCGUACAGGAAUUCUGGGACGAAACUGUGCCAGAGAUCGUUCCGAGGUGGGAGUUUGGUGAAGCUUUGUUCCUGGGCUGGUUUGCAGGCUUUUUCCUUGUAGCCGGUGGGCUUCUCUUCAUUGGCUCCACCUGUUUGCAGAAGAUGCAAGGACCACCUCAGCCAUUAGCAGCCUACCCUCAACCAGAGAGGCCAAACCUACCCAGGCUGCCAAACUGCCAUCAAUAUAAAGCAACCAGAAAUGCAGACCUUGUCAUCUGAGUUCUAUGCACUGCACCAAAGACUAGAGAUUGUUGGAAUAGUUUCUGUUUCACUCACUGACUGAGCUAUACUUCUGAUUCCUUGAAAGUUUUAAAAGACCUUUUGUUUGAAAAUCUGUCCUGAAGCAAGAAGACAGCCCUUCUAUACUGCAUUUUCAGCUGUUAACAAGAUUGCCCAUAGCACCCAAAGGAACAUAAACCUGAAUCCUACAGGAAAAAGCCAUUGCAACAAUCAGCAAUUUAAUAGCGUAAUAAAGGUUCGCAGUUAGCAGAAUGGAUGUGUGUGGGUGUAAGCAAACCUUUUUACAACUUCCGUAUCUUUUCAUUCCUACCACACAAAUCAGCAGUGACAAGAGGGUACAGCCACACACUGUUAAGAAUCUCA